This is a messenger RNA of Pongo pygmaeus (Bornean orangutan), 1979 nucleotides long. It is a transcript of the gene AFM, whose product is annotated as afamin. The coding region runs from base 1 to 1800 and encodes 599 amino acids. Gene Ontology annotation, cellular component: blood microparticle; cytoplasm. Gene Ontology annotation, molecular function: vitamin E binding. The transcript is spliced from 15 exons. Gene Ontology annotation, biological process: vitamin transport; protein transport within extracellular region. The record is from RefSeq and is a predicted model, not a curated record. Lineage: Eukaryota; Metazoa; Chordata; Mammalia; Primates; Hominidae.
AUGAAACAAUUAAAACUUACAGGUUUUAUUUUUUUCUUGUUUUUUUUGACUGAAUCCCUAACCCUGCCCACACAACCUCAGGAUGUAGAGAACUUCAAUAGUACUCAAAAAUUUAUAGAAGAGAAUAUUGAAUACAUCACCAUUAUUGCAUUUGCUCAGUAUGUUCAGGAAGCAACCUUUGAAGAAAUGGAAAAGCUGGUGAAAGACAUGGUAGAAUACAAAGACAGAUGUAUGGCUGACAAGACGCUCCCAGAGUGUUCAAAAUUACCUAAUAAUGUUUUACAGGACAAAAUAUGUGCUAUGGAGGGGCUGUCACAAAAGCAUAAUUUCUCACACUGCUGCAGUAAGGUUGAUUCUCAAAGAAGACUCUGUUUCUUCUAUAACAAGAAAGCUGAUGUGGGAUUUCUGCCUCCUUUCCCUACCCUGGAUCCUGAAGAGAAAUGCCAGGCUUAUGAAAGUAACAGAGAAUCCCUUUUAAAUCACUUUUUAUAUGAAGUUGCCAGAAGGAACCCGUUUGUCUUCGCCCCUACACUUCUAACUGUUGCUGCUCAUUUUGAGGAGGUGGCCAAAUCAUGUUGUGAAGAACAAAACAAAGUCAACUGCUUUCAAACAAGGGCAAUACCUGUAACACAAUAUUUAAAAGCAUUUUCUUCUUAUCAAAAACAUGUCUGUGGGGCACUUUUGAAAUUUGGAACCAAAGUUGUACACUUUAUAUAUAUUGCGGUACUCAGUCAAAAAUUCCCCAAGAUUGAAUUUAAGGAGCUUAUUUCUCUUGUAGAAGACGUUUCUUCCAACUAUGAUGGAUGCUGUGAAGGGGAUGUUGUGCAGUGCAUCCGUGACACGAGCAAGGUUAUGAACCAUAUUUGUUCAAAACAAGAUUCUAUCUCCAGCAAAAUCAAAGAGUGCUGUGAAAAGAAAAUACCAGAGCGUGGCCAGUGCAUAAUUAACUCAAACAAAGAUGAUAGACCAAAGGAUUUAUCUCUAAGAGAAGCAAAAUUUACUGACAGUGAAAAUGUGUGUCAAGAACGAGAUGCUGACCGAGACACCUUCUUUGCGAAGUUUACUUUUGAAUACUCAAGGAGACAUCCAGACCUGUCUAUACCAGAGCUUUUAAGAAUUGUUCAAAUAUACAAAGAUCUCCUGAGAAAUUGCUGCAACACAGAAAACCCUCCAGGUUGUUACCGUUAUGCGGAAGACAAAUUCAAUGAGACAACUGAGAAAAGCCUCAAGAUGGUACAACAAGAAUGUAAACAUUUCCAGAAUUUGGGGAAGGAUGGUUUGAAAUACCAUUACCUCAUCAGGCUCACGAAGAUAGCUCCCCAACUCUCCACUGAAGAACUGGUGUCUCUUGGCGAGAAAAUGGUGACAGCUUUCACUACUUGCUGCACAUUAAGUGAAGAGUUUGCCUGUGUUGAUAAUUUGGCAGAUUUAGUUUUUGGAGAGUUAUGUGGAGUAAAUGAAAAUCGAACUAUCAACCCUGCUGCGGACCACUGUUGUAAAACAAAAUUUGCCUUCAGAAGGCCCUGCUUUGAGAGUUUGAAAGCUGAUAAAACAUAUGUGCCUCCACCUUUCUCUCAAGAUUUAUUUACCUUUCACGCAGACAUGUGUCAAUCUCAGAAUGAGGAGCUUCAGAGGAAGACAGACAGGUUUCUUGUCAACUUAGUGAAGCUGAAGCAUGAACUCACAGAUGAGGAGCUGCAGUCUUUGUUUACAAAUUUCGCAAAUGCAGUGGAUAAGUGCUGCAAAGCAGAGAGUCCUGAAGUCUGCUUUAAUGAAGAGAGUCCAAAAAUUGGCAACUGAAGCCAGCUGCUGGAGAUAUGUUAAGAAAAAAAGCACCAAAGGGAUAACCAACUUACAGGCUUCCUAUCUGUGUGGUGAUGAAUCGCAUGUCCUGAGAACAAAAUAAAAGGAUUUUUCUGUGACUGUCACCUGAAAUAAUAUAUUGCAGCAAGCAAUAAACACAACAUUUUGUAAAGUUA